CUGUGAUUGGCUCCUCUGAUCAUGUGAUAACUAAAGAAGCUACUCUGAGAAACAGGAAGCUGAGAGACGGACUGAGCGUCCUGCCUGCAGACAGAAAGUUAGUUUUAAAGUCAUCUUCUUCAUCUCUCAAAAGAGGAAAUCUCAACACGUCAGGAGGACCAGGAGACCUGAAGAUGUCUCAAAGACCAAGAAGAAGAAAUAGCAUGGGUACACCUCCUGAUUUCUCUCAAUGUCCUCCAGAUCCGUCUGAGGUAAUGGACAAACUUAAAGAUCAUUCAGCUUCCUUCAUCAGGGAGUUUGCCGGCAUAGAACACAGGAUGAGACAGAUUGCAGGAGAGAUUGAAGAGAUCAUUGCUGAAGUCAGAAAGAUGCAGAAGAAGAAGCGAUUAGCAGUAAGAAUAGGAGCCCUUAUUCUGGCGGGGUUAGUAGCAGCAACAGCAGUAGCAGUAGCAGUAAAAGCAGCAGAUGGAGAAGCAAGGACAGCAACCAGAACCAGGUCUCUUACAGCAACAGCAACGACCAAAUGGACAGAAGCACCCAUUAUUCUGGCAGCAGCAGGAAGACAAGUAGGUCUAGGAGUAGUAGGAUCACUAGGAAUAGGACCAACGAUCCUUGUAGUAGCAGCAUUAGCAGUAGCAUUAGCAUUAGCAUUGGUAGCUGCUACACUAACUGAGAACAGAAGUAUAGAGAAAGUAGAAGAGCUGGGGGCAGAGAUCCUGGAGAUGGUUGAACCACUGAAGAAGGACCUGGAAGACAUCCGGAGGACGAGUGAGACGUUGGAGCAAAGACCAGCUGGUCUUCAGGCUGGACAGACUCUGAGAGACAUGGAGGACCUUCAGAGGACUCUGGGACGAGGUCCUGCAGAGAGAAGAGAGAUCCUCAUGUUGUCUGCUCUGUGCAGCUCGGUGGUUGGGGACUGUGAGAAGAUGAAGGAGAUCCUCCGAGACGUCACAGACCAGUAAAGAGACCAGCUGCCUCAGUCAUUAUUGUCUUAUAUCAUUUCUCACUAAAUCUGCAGUUUCUGAUAUAAAACUUGAAAUCUGGGUCACCAAUGAUCCUCUGAUCCUGUUUAUCACACAUCAGUCCUCAAAGUAUUCCUGCGUUCAUGUGUACGGGAGAAUCAGCUGGUGUUCAGGGGUCGUCCCUCAAGACAACGUUACGUCUUUCAAUAAAAACAAAUGCAGUUUCACGUCAUUUUGGAGCGUUAUUAUCUCCAUAUGAAACUGUGGAAAAGCUAGAGAGGAUAAUAAAUAAUGCUAAAAGCUUAAAGCUGAAGAAGUCCACUGGGGACAGAACUCCAACCAUGAGGUCUGACGGAGGUCUUUCAGGAGUUCUGAUGCUGAUGUUUUCUGUCUCUGACCUCUCUCUCUGCUUUACUUUCUUCUUACGCAGUAAACAGUCCCUAAAAUAUUAUCAUCUUUUAUACUCUUGGAAACCACUUAGCAUUCACACGCUUCUGCUGCAGAGAAAGUCACUUUCAUGACCCCCCCCCCCCCCCCUUCAUAUCUUCAUCUGUCCUGUCAACAACAAACGCUGAAAAUGCCCAAAAAACCUUUAAAACAGAGAAACUACGUCUCUUUGUGAUGAUGUGUGUAGAUCCGUUCCUGUUCCUUCCAGAUGUAAUGUAUAUAUACAUACAUAUAUAUAUAUAUAUAUAUAUAUACAUUUAUU
Etheostoma spectabile (orangethroat darter) is the source of this 1671-nucleotide messenger RNA. RefSeq lists its product as uncharacterized. The record is from RefSeq and is a predicted model, not a curated record. The transcript has 2 exons. The coding region runs from base 174 to 962 and encodes 262 amino acids. Lineage: Eukaryota; Metazoa; Chordata; Actinopteri; Perciformes; Percidae.